CGGAGGCAGGGGAGUUGCAGGCAGGAUCCAGAUGAGAUUUGCUGGGCUACGAGCACUGCAGCAGCAGCGGAGAGAAAGCUGAGAGAGGACACGGAGAUCGUUCUGGGGGGGAACUUCAAAUGGAAGAGCGUCUUAAUGGCAGUGAAAACGCAGAGGGAGGAGGAGAGAAUUCUGUUCAGCAGCAACAGCAGCUGAUGGAGCCUCUUAAUUGUAAUGGACACCUGGACAGAGGAGAUGAACAGGGUUAUUCAUGUAACUGCAAGUUCAUGAAACGUGCUUUUGUAGCUGGAAUCAUCUUAGUUUUGAUCAUUAUCAUCAUUGUUCUGGCUGUUAACCCACCUUUGGCUCGUUCUGAUCCUCCGGCCGCUGCCCGCUGCUGCCCGGACGGCUGGGUCGGGUACGGAAGGAAAUGCUACUACUUCUCCGAGGCUGAAGGGGACUGGAACAACAGCCAGAGCAACUGCUCCUCCUUCAGUGCCUCCCUGGCUGAGAUCGACACCCCUCAGGAAAUGGCUUUCAUUAAGCGCCAUAAAGACCUCUCUGAGCACUGGAUCGGCCUCCGGAGGGAACCGGGCCAGGUCUGGAAAUGGACCAACGGCACCGAAUUCAAUCACUGGUUCAAAGUCAGAGCACAGGGUGAGUGCGCGUAUCUGAACGAUGAAGCCGUUACCUCUUCUUGGUGCGACACGGUGCGAUACUGGAUCUGCAGCAAGCCUGCCGGACUUACGCUGAGAGAGGAGAAUGGAGCGCAGGGGCAAGCGGAGAUGUCAGAGCUCAGCUGA
This is a messenger RNA of Gopherus flavomarginatus (Mexican gopher tortoise), 782 nucleotides long. Its product is annotated as C-type lectin domain family 2 member D-like. Bases 120 to 782 code for a protein of 220 amino acids. The record is from RefSeq and is a predicted model, not a curated record. NCBI's taxonomy places the organism in Eukaryota, Metazoa, Chordata, Testudines, Testudinidae. The transcript has 7 exons.